Kalmanozyma brasiliensis GHG001 is the source of this 1389-nucleotide messenger RNA. Its product is annotated as Acyl-CoA dehydrogenase/oxidase C-terminal. The transcript has a single exon. Bases 1 to 1389 code for a protein of 462 amino acids. Gene Ontology annotation, molecular function: flavin adenine dinucleotide binding; acyl-CoA dehydrogenase activity. The record is from RefSeq and is a predicted model, not a curated record. Gene Ontology annotation, cellular component: mitochondrion. Lineage: Eukaryota; Fungi; Basidiomycota; Ustilaginomycetes; Ustilaginales.
AUGUCACUCCGAUCCUCCUCAAGCCGCAUUUUGGCGCGUGCCACGCAGGCUGCCGUCGCCGCUCCUCGCGCGCCCGCCCUCGCCACGGCGCGAUGCAUGAGCUCCACCUCUUCCUCGCCCGCCUGGGCCGCUGUGGCCACCAAGCCCUCCACCCAGCGUCUCGUCUCGGCCGCCCGUACCUUCUCCACCACCUCCUCCGCUUCGUCCGACUUCGAAUCCCCCUUCGGCGUCAACUCGCUCUCCAAGUACACCGAGGAGGAGGAGAUGCUGCGCGAAGCCGUCCAGCGUUUCGCCCAGGACGUCGUCGCCCCCCGCGUCGAGGCCAUGGACGAAGCCGAAAAGAUGGAUCCCGAAAUCAUCAAGGGCUUGUUCGAGCAGGGCCUCAUGGGUGUCGAGACUUCGGCUGACCACGGUGGUGCCGGUUGCUCGUUCACCGCAGCCAUCAUUGUCAUCGAGGAACUGGCCAAGGUGGAUCCUUCGGUCUCGGUGUUGUGCGAUGUGCACAAUACGUUGGUCAACACGGUCAUCCGCAAGUACGCUAGCAAGACGAUUCAGGACAAGUACCUGCCUCAGCUGUCGGAGAAGACACUUGGGUCCUUCUGUCUCUCCGAGCCGGCCAGUGGUUCCGACGCAUUCGCCAUGAAGACCUCGUGCAAGAAGUCCGCCGAUGGCAAGAGCUGGACGUUGAACGGAAGCAAGAUGUGGAUCACCAACUCGAACGAGGCCGAGUUCUUCAUCGUUUUCGCCCAAUCCGAUCCCAGCAAGGGUUACAAGGGCAUCAACGCCUUUGCGGUCGAAAAGGCGAUGGGUGUCGAAAUCGCUAAGAAGGAGAAGAAGCUCGGUAUCCGCGCCUCGUCGACGUGCACGGUCAACUUUGACGACGUCGUUGUCCCCGCUGAGAACCUCGUCGGUGAGGAGGGUAAGGGGUACAAGAUCGCCAUUGAGAUCCUUAACGAGGGUCGCGUGGGCAUUGCUGCUCAGAUGAUCGGUCUUGCCCAGGGUGCCGUUGAUAAGGCCAUCCGAUAUGCUGCCGACCGCAAGCAGUUUGGGAAAAAGAUCACCUCGUUCCAGGGCAUGCAAUUCCAGAUCUCGCAGAUCAUGAUGGAGAUCGAAGCCGCUCGCACCCUCACCUACAACGCGGCGAGGCUGAAGGAGGAAGGUCGCCCUUUCACCAAGGAAGCCGCUAUGGCGAAACUCUUUGCUAGUCAGGUCGCCCAGCGGGCCAGCGGUAGCGCCAUCGAAUGGUGCGGCGGUGUUGGAUUCACCAGGGAGACCGGCAUCGAGAAGUACUGGAGAGACUCCAAGAUCGGCGCCAUCUACGAGGGGACUAGCAACAUCAUGCUCGAGACCAUCUUCAAGCUGGUCGAGAGGGAGAUGGAUCUCAAGUGA